AUGAAGAAGAUUCAAAUUGCAACUGUUACCUUGAUUCUCAAAGCUGAUUACUCGAUCAAUUCUUGUCCCUUACAGACUCAAUGGCGAAGAUUCCAUGCUCUUUCUGCAUACAAUCAGCAAAAGAAAGCAAAUCUAACACUUCAAUGCCUCUGGAGAGCACGGGUGGCAAGAAAAGAGCUUAGAAAGCUGAGAAUGGCUGCAAGAGAAACUGGGGCGCUAAAAGAAGCCAAGGACAAGCUGGAAAAGCGUGUUGAAGAGCUAACAUGGCGAUUAGAUUUCGAAAAGCACUUGAGGAUUGAUCUUGAAGAAGCGAAGGGGCAAGAAAUUGCAAAAUUGCAGAAUGCUCUACAUGAAAUGCAGGGGCAACUAGAUGAAGCUCACGCCACAAUAACUCAUGAGAAAGAAGCAGCAAAGAUAGCCAUUGAACAAGCCCCACCCGUUAUCAAAGAGGUACCAGUCGUGGACAACACCAAGGUGGAGCAAUUGACAAAUCAAAACCAAGAACUCGAGGGUGAAGUAAGAGAGCUUAAGAAGAGAAUGCAGGAAUUUGAGCAGAAGUAUUCUGAUGUUCAAACAGAAAGCCGGGCCAGACUUAAAGAGGUAGAGGAAUCACAGCUGAGAGCAACACAACUUCAGGAGGCCAUUGAAAGAUUAGAACUGAACUUGACCAACCUUGAAUCUGAGAACCAGGUUUUACGCCAGCAGGCUUUGGCUGCAUCAACUAGCGAGGACCUCUCCGAGGAAAUGGAAAUCGUCAAGAGCAAGAUUACAACCUUGCAAUCAGAAAAUGAGUUCCUCCGCAACCAGAAAGUAAUUGUGGAGCAAAUAACUAGUCCUGAACAGGUUUCGCCACAAAUGAAGAAUCUUGAUAAUGGACAUGAAAUUUAUCAUGGAUGUCCAACAGAGGAUGAAUAUCAAGCAACAAAAGUGGAGCAACAAACCACAAAAGAAUCAGGCCCUCUUGGCUCCCUCCUCACUAAACAAAGAUCCCUAACAGACAGACAGCAGGAAAACCAUGAUGUAUUAAUCAAGUGUCUCAUGGAAGAUAAGAAAUUUGACAAAAGCAGACCUGUCGCUGCCUGUAUUGUGUACAAAGCACUUCUACAGUGGAGAUCUUUUGAAGCAGAAAAGACACAUGUAUUUGACAGGAUUAUUCACACAAUCCGAUCAUCUAUAGAGAGUCAGGAAAACAUCAAAGACCUAGCAUAUUGGCUGUCAACGACUGCUACACUAGUGUUCCUUCUUCAAAGUACAAUCAAGGCAAGCAAUGCACCAGCGGCUUCACAACGUAACCGAACCUCGCCCGCCACCUUGUUCGGCAGAAUGGCACAAGGUUUUCGUGCAUCUUCAAUAAGCAUGGGAACAUCCAGUGGAUACAGCGGAAUGGAUGGAAAGCCAGACACACGAUCAAAGAUAGAAGCCAAGUACCCGGCCCUGUUGUUUAAGCAACAUCUAACUGCAUGUGUUGAGAAAAUAUAUGGAAUGAUUCGUGAUAGCCUGAAGAAAGAGAUAAGUCAGCUCCUAAACUUGUGUAUACAAGCACCAAGAUCUGCAAGGGUAAGACAAAUAAGGGGAUCAUCCAAAAGUAUCCAUUCAAAUAUAGUUGCAAAACAACAGGCGUCAAGCAUACACUGGCAAAGUAUUGUAAACAGCUUGGAUCAUACCUUGGGCAUACUGUCUGAAAACUAUGUCCCUUCCAUUAUCACAAGGAAAAUCUUCAGUCAGAUAUUCUCAUUCAUAAAUGUCCAGCUUUUCAAUAGCUUAUUGCUUCGCCGUGAGUGCUGCUCAUUCAGCAAUGGAGAGUAUGUCAAGGCUGGUUUGCAAGAACUGGAACAAUGGUGCAUUAGAGCAACAGAUCAGUUUGCUGGAUCGUCAUGGGAGGAACUUCAACACAUAAGACAAGCUGUUGGAUUUCUGGUGUUGCAUCAAAAGCCUCAUAAAUCAUUGGAAGAGAUCACAAAUGAGCUCUGCACGGUGCUGAGCAUUCCACAAAUAUAUCGCAUUGGAACCAUGUUUUGGGAUGACAAAUAUGGAACCCAAGGAUUAUCUCCGGAGGUGAUAGGCAAGAUGAGAGCAUUAAUGGCAGAAGAUUCAAUUAACCUGCCAAAUAAUUCUUUCUUGCUUGAUGUGGAUUCGAGCAUACCUUUCACAAUGGAAGAGAUAUCCCGAUCUUUCCCUGAUAUCAGUCUAUCUGACGUGGAGCCACCAGCUCUCCUUCGUCAGCGGUCAGAUUUUCAUUUCCUGUUGCAGUCAACAGAUUGAGCAUUUCACUUUAGUUUUCUAUGAUUACCAUGAAAAAAAAAACGUAAACAUAAAUUACUGUAAGUAGUUGCAUUUCCCAUUAGCUUUUUCAAUGGGUUGAGAGAGUGAGUCAACGAGUGCUCAAAAUGUAAUUGCCUUUUUUCUUUUUCUUUUUUUUUUUUU
This is a messenger RNA of Ilex paraguariensis (yerba mate), 2424 nucleotides long. The record is from the annotation of a GenBank genome assembly. NCBI's taxonomy places the organism in Eukaryota, Viridiplantae, Streptophyta, Magnoliopsida, Aquifoliales, Aquifoliaceae.